This is a messenger RNA of Caenorhabditis angaria, 3297 nucleotides long. Lineage: Eukaryota; Metazoa; Nematoda; Chromadorea; Rhabditida; Rhabditidae. The record is from the annotation of a GenBank genome assembly.
AUGUUACCGUAUAUGGCAUAUCGAUACGUGAAAAAUAAACGAGAAAACAAUCAAAGAAACAUGGAGGAGAAUCUCGAUUCGAUGGUGUCAAAUUUGACAAGAAGUAUGGUUCCAGAUCAAUGCGUUUUGCGUAUUCCUGGUGUUGCCGCGAAAUUGAUUGAUGAGUCAGAGGAAUAUGUUCCAGGUGUUUUAUCGAUCGUUGAAAAGGUUGGUUAAACGAGUUUUUUCUCUCUUAAAUCUAUAAUUUUCAGUCAAUCGGAGUGUUCAUUGAAUGGAGUCCUUCAGAAGAUUCAGAUGCUUCAUGGGUUAUCGCAUCAGAUGACGGAAAUACAGAAACCUACAAUCCAAGAAGCCCAAGUCAUUCAGCAAGUCUCGAAAAAACGAGUUCUGAAGAUAUUGCGAAAUUGGCGUUUUCUCUUGAUGUCAAUGAUUUGAGCAGUUAUAAAAAUAUCGAGCCGAAAAAGGGAAAAGGAUUGCCAUCGAUUCGAUUGAUAUGCAAAGAUGGAACUAGUUAUGUUCCAUUAUAUUUUCGAAAUACUUCGACUUCUGCUUUCAAUGAUGUUUUGCAAAGGUGAGUAGGCUUAUUUGAAAUAGGUUAUCUUUGUAGAAAAUCUUAUGGUAAACAUAAACAUUUUUUGUUUUUCAGUAUGAACUAUCGAGUUUUUUUGCAUAUAUAAAUAUAAUUUUUUUAUUCAGAUACUUGACACUGCGCCGAUCAAACCGUGAAGCAAAUCUCAUUGUUGUUUAUGAUCAAAAAGCCGAAGCACUCGCAAAAAGUGUUAGCAUGCUUGAUGAAAACGGUGAUAUUCUCAGUCGAUUUAUGCAAAAUCCAUAUAUGACAGCGAUGACUGGAUUCAGUAAAAUCACCUCAUUCGUGCAAGAUCAAGUCAUUCCAACCGUCCUUGAUAACGAUGCAGUUUCUUCGGAGGAAAAAAUCCGAUUAAUGAGAGAACUUCGUUUGGCAAAUGAUAAAUUUGAAGAGCAAAUGAGGGUUCAUUCGGAUGCGGCUGGAGAGUUUGAAGUUGUUACGCAAUUGGAAUUGCCGCCGAGACCGGAUAUAUAUCGAGAAUCAUCGGUUACUCAACAAAUGUGGGAUGCUUUCAAGCUUCCGAAUGGAUCGAUUGAUCCUGUUAAAUUGCAUCAUUUGAAAAUGAAUGUAUUCCGAGGUGGAUUGAAUGCUGAGAUUCGUAGAGAAGCGUGGAAACUUCUUUUGGGAUAUAGAAAAUGGGAUGAAUCGGAUGCGGAAUUUGAGAAGAGAAAACAGAAAUUAAGUGUGGAAUAUGAAAAUAUGAAGAGACAAUGGUCAUCGAUUACGGAUGAUCAAGAAAAACGGUUUUCGAAAUAUUCAAAACGAAAGUCUCUUGUUGGUAAGAAAUCUAAUAUUUUUUUUUAAAAAUCAACAAUUUUUCCCAUUUUCAGAGAAAGACGUGGCUCGAACUGACAGAACAGUUCCAUUCUUCCAAGGAGACGACAAUGAAAAUCUGAAACUUUUGCACAAUGUUCUGAUGACUUAUGUGAUGUACAAUUUCGAUUUGGGAUAUGUUCAAGGAAUGAGCGAUUUUGCGUCGCCGUUGUUGUUUGUGAUGAAAGAUGAGGUUGAUACAUUUUGGUGUUUUGUUGGAUUGAUGAAUAUUACGGUUAGUUAUUAUUCUAGAAAUUAGAAUUCGAAUGCCACGUUUUUGUAAAUUUAAAGUUCAUGUUUUUAAAAAUUUAAAUUUCGAAAAUAUUUUCAUGCAAACGAAAAAAAAAACAUUGUAGGUCAAAAUUAGUAAUUUUUGAAGCUUCUGGAGUGAUUUCUGAUAAAAAUAAGCUUGGAGAACCCUAUUUUACCUCAUUUUAUCAAUUUUCUCGAAAUUCACCACGAAAAAUCAGCAAAAACUUCUGAAGGUCAAUUUUCAUGAGAAAUCACCCCAGAAAUUUCAAAAAUCUCGAUUUGUCAUCAUUUUUGGCUGAAAAACUCGAAAAACUAAUUUUGACCCACAAUGUUUUUUUCGACAUUUUUUGACUUUGUGAAUGAUCUUUCAAUGUAAAAAAACAUUUUUUCGUUCCUGAAUCACCCCUUUUUCCAAAAAAAAUUCAAAUUUCAAAUGAGAAUAUUUCAGCACCGAAACUUCGAAAAAGACCAAGCAUACAUAAAACAACAAAUGAAUCAACUCCGAGAUCUCGUUAUGAUUGUAAAUCCACGUCUUGCCAAUUAUUUGGAAAGUCAUCAAUCAGAUGACAUGUAUUUCUGUUUCCGAUGGGUUUUGGUUUGGUUCAAACGAGAAUUCUCGUUUUUGGACACUUGUAAACUUUGGGAGGUGAGUUUGAGUUCGAAAAUCAAUAAUUAAAAAAAUCAAAUAUAAAUUAAUUCCAGGUUUUAUGGACCGGUCAACCAUGUGCUAGUUUCUUGCUGCUUAUCUGUGUUGCAAUUCUCGAUUCACAAACAAAUGUUAUUAUUGAUAACAAAUUUGGGUUGACUGAAAUUUUGAAAGUGAGUUUUGUGAAUUUCAAAAAUUGAAAAAAAGUUCAGAUUAGGCUUGUGCGGAAAAUGAAAAUGAGUUUUCCGAUUUUUCGACUUUUUGGAAAAAUUUCGGAAAAAAUUGCUUUUCUAAAAUUUUCCGGGACCAAUAAUUUUCCGAAAAAGUGAGAAAAAUGACCGUUUUCAUGAUUUUUUGCUAAUUUUAACACAAAAUAAUUUUUGGUAUUUCUGAAAAACAUGGAAGUUUGUUAGUAACAUACCCAAAAAUCUGAAUUUCAGAGUUUUUAGAGGUCAAAACCUGAAAAGUUCACAGUUUUCAUACUGUAAAAAGUUAGCGUACAUUUUUUUAUUCUGGAAACCACGAUUUUGGUCGAGGUGUGGUUAGUAAUAUUUAACAGAAUUUCCAAAAUAUCGUGAAAACUGCUGAAUUUGUUGAAACUACUCCAAAAAUUUUCAAAAACCAACAAAUGAGCCUAUUAUUUCAUCAAUGAAAUUUUUUCCGACAUUUUCCGAAAAAUUAAGUCGGAAAAACCAAUUGGAAAACUUUUUUCCAAAAUUUUUCUUUCGGAAAAACACGGUUUUCCGAAAUUUUCCGAAAAUUUAUUUUCCGCACAAGCUUGGUUUCGAUAACCAGACAAAUUUGAAUUUUCCAGCAUGUCAAUGAUUUGUCGAUGCAUCUAAACGUCGAAGAGAUUCUCACAGCCGCCGAAGCAAUAUUCCAUCAAUUAUCAGCGAGUCAAAACAAACUGCCAAUUCACAUAUGUCAAUAUUUGAAUAUUGGCGAAACCGCAGUCACACCAACAUCUCCAAACAGAAGUUUCGAGGAAAAUUUGUAA